Ilyonectria robusta is the source of this 894-nucleotide messenger RNA. Its product is annotated as ribonuclease H-like domain-containing protein. Bases 1 to 894 code for a protein of 297 amino acids. Gene Ontology annotation, molecular function: nucleic acid binding; 3'-5' exonuclease activity. NCBI's taxonomy places the organism in Eukaryota, Fungi, Ascomycota, Sordariomycetes, Hypocreales, Nectriaceae. Gene Ontology annotation, biological process: nucleobase-containing compound metabolic process. The transcript has a single exon. The record is from RefSeq and is a predicted model, not a curated record.
AUGCCUACAGCGGCCACGACUCUCAUCUCUUCUACGGCGGAACUCGAGGCAUUUCUUUCUUCCAUCCCGCCUUCUAGCACACUUUACUUGGAUCUAGAAGGAAACUGCCUCUGUCGGCAUGGAACCAUCUCCCUCAUCACUAUUCUCCUCCAUCCACAGGGAGUGGUGAGACUUAUUGACGUGUUAUCUCUGGGGAAAUCGGCCUUCAACACGACAUCGAAAGACGGAAAGUCUCUCAAAUCCAUUCUCGAAGAUCCGGACAUCCCAAAAUGCCUCUGGGACGUGCGGAACGACGCCGAUGCGCUUUGGGCUCUCUACCAAGUCGGCCUUGCCAAUGUUAUUGACAUCCAACUUCUAGAGAAUGCGUCUCGUAUUGGCAAUAAAACAUACCUCUACGGGUUGGAUAAAGCCAUCCAGUUCGACCUGAAGCUCAAGUUUGCGGAGCUCGAUCGUUGGCUCCGCUCUAAAAAGGAGAUUAAGCGUCUCAUGCCCACUAACAUCUUCGCAAUCCGGCCAGUAGAGGCUAAGACGGCGCAGUACUGCACUAAUGAUGUUAUCCAUCUACCGGACCUGCAUGCCCUCUACUUGAGGCGCAUUAGUGCUGAUUGGCUUGGGAGAGCAAAGGAGGAGAGUUCGCGCCGGGUAGGCGAAGCUUGCUCUCCUACAUACGAGACUCGGCCGGCCACGAGAACGCUGGGACCUUGGGGGUCAGGGACUGGGAACCAUGUCAGGUCGUCGGAUAAUAUACUCGAAGAGUGGGAGGGUUGGAGAAUAGAGGAUCUUGCAGAGGAUAUGGUUGGAGAUGGCGAUGAUGUGGACUACUAUGAUGACGGCCCCACCAGUUGUAGGGAUAUCAUCGACGACAGCGACUACCGCUUUUACUAUUCCGACUAA